Molecule: messenger RNA, 1995 nt
Organism: Metopolophium dirhodum (rose-grain aphid)
Lineage: Eukaryota; Metazoa; Arthropoda; Insecta; Hemiptera; Aphididae
Gene: Ktl
Product: BTB/POZ domain-containing protein KCTD8
Exons: 3
Coding region: 372-1055 (227 amino acids)
Biological process (GO): protein homooligomerization
Molecular function (GO): protein binding
Source: RefSeq, a predicted model, not a curated record
CGAGGCGGUUAGACUUAUACCACCGCGGCGCGAGAGUGAGACGGCGGCGGCGGCGGCGUGCGCUUUGCGUUCCGGUCAGUCAGCGUAUACCACCGGUGGUAGCGGCGGCUUCGGCGGCGGCGGUUACAGUCGGUGUGUCGUCGUCGUGAACAUUAUACGACGUGCCACUAUAUCAUAUAGCACUGCGUUACCGCGACAGUCUUCGCCAUCACUGCACGCGAUCACAGUAUCACGUCAUCGCUGUAUUAUUUAAUAAUAUUUGCGCGGUGCGUGUUGGUGAACGCGCGUGUCUCGAAAGCAGAGCAGAGACUCGUGUCCGCGACUAAAAAGUCGUCUUCGUCGUUCCCGAGAACUACAGAUCUCGCACGGCGAUGGACCAGGUGGUCGACCUGAACGUCGGUGGCGUGUUCUACACGACGGCCGCGUCCACGCUGGUGCAGGCACAACCGUCGCUGCUGGCCGACCGGUUCAGCGGCCGGCUGGACCCGCUGCCCAAGGACAGCAAGGGCCGGUACUUCAUCGACCGGGACGGCGUGCUGUUCCGGUACGUGUUGGACUUCCUGCGGGACGGCAAGCUGUCGCUGCCCGAGAGCUUCCGGGAGAAGGAGCGGCUCCGGCUGGAGGCGGCCUACUACCGGCUGGACGGCCUUACCGAGCGGCUCCGCGAACAGAGGCCCGGUUACAUCACGGUCGGCUACCGCGGUACGUUCGCCUUCGGCCGGGACGGGCUGUCCGACGUCAACUUCCGCAAGAUUCCCCGGAUAUUGAUAUGCGGCCGCGUGGCCCUGUGCCGCGACGUGUUUGGCGACUCGCUCAACGAGAGCAGGGACCCGGACCACGGCGACACGGACCGGUACACGGCCAGGUUCUUUCUGAAACACACGUCUAUCGAACAGGCGUUCGACAUGCUCCAGGAACAAGGGUUCUACAUGGCCGGAAGUUGUGGAUCGGGCACGGCCGGCGGCACGUCCGCCGCCGAGCUCAAGCCGGGCGUGGACUCGGAGGAAUGCCGCUGGAAUCAUUACAACGAGUUCGUGUUCGUCAGAGAUUCAUGAAUUUCGACCACCGACGCCGUCACCGAGACGAGACGAGAUGACGAGGGUAACGCCCGCCCGCCGUCAUAUCAUUCAUAAUUUAUGACAUCUCAGACCAAACAUAUUAUUAUUAUUAUUAUUAUUAUUAUUAUAAUACUAUUUUGUAGAUAAUAUGAUUAUCAUUAUUAUUAUUCUAUUUUCGUUUUCCGUUUACGUUUCUACGGUUUUUUUUUUCAUUCCUUUAAUUAUUAUAUAUUAUUAUUAAUAUACGUAACGUUUAUAUAUAUAUAUUUAUAUAUAAAUUAUAAAGAUAAUUAGUGAUUAUACCAUUUAUAAUAUAUCAUUAUUGUUUUAAAUGUUAUUAAAUUAUUAACAUAUUACUAGGGUCUAGACAUAGGAAUAUUACGUUCGAAUAAUAUAAUAUAUAUAAAUAUAUAUAUAUAAUUAUCAUAUAAUAAUUAAUAAACCUAACCCUCUCCCCAAGCCCCCGAAAAAAAACUUAUCAUUAAAACACCAUAAUUUUAUAAAAUUAAAUUUUAAAUUUUGGCCUAAUUUUAUUAAUCGUACGUAAUACCUUUUGAAUAAUAAUAUAACUCGUAAUAUUACUAUUAUAUUUUAGGACCAAUUUGAUUAUAUCCCUAUUUUGUGCCGCAUAAUAAAUCGGUUUAUCGUGGUUAUACAAUUAUAAUAUAAUAUAUAUUUGUAUUGUUUUUUUUUUUUUUUUCUAGAAAAUGGUAGACAUUUAUUAUAUAGAUAUUAUAUACAUUAAACAUAUUCCAUCGUGUUACGAAAUGAUAUAAUAUGGUGUUGUAAAUUUCAUUACAUUUAUAUAUUAUUAUAAUAUUAUAAUAUAGUUGCUCUAAAAUAUUAUAUAUUAUACACAUAUAAGGUAUAUACUCGUUAUUAAAUUAUUAUCAUAUAAUUAAUAUAUAAUAUUAUAAUAAUAUACUAUAUAAUAUUA